GGCCUGCGGGGCCUGCGGGGCUGAGGCGACAGGGCCGACUCGCCUCAGCGCCGUCCUCGUCGUCGUCCUCCGCCGCCAUCGCCGCCAUGCACGACGCCUUCGAGCCGGUGCCCAUCCUGGAGAAGCUGCCGCUGCAGAUCGACUGCCUGGCGGCCUGGGAGGAAUGGCUUCUGGUUGGCACCAAGCAAGGGCACCUCCUCCUCUACAGGAUCCGGAAGGAUGUUGGUUGCAACAGGUUUGAAGUGACACUAGAGAAAUCCAACAAGAACUUCUCCAAGAAGAUUCAGCAGAUCCAUGUGGUUUCCCAGUUUAAGAUCCUGGUCAGUCUCCUGGAAAAUAACAUCUACGUCCACGACCUCCUGACCUUUCAACAAAUCACUACCGUGUCGAAAGCCAAAGGGGCGUCCCUGUUCACCUGUGACCUCCAGCACCGGGCCUCGGGCGAGGAAGAGCUGCGCCUGUGUGUGGCCGUGAGGAAGAAACUGCAGCUGUAUUUCUGGAAGGAUCGGGAAUUCCACGAGCUGCAGGGAGACCUGAGCGUCCCAGACGUGCCCAAGUCCAUGGCCUGGUGUGAGAACUCCAUCUGCGUGGGCUUCAAGAGGGACUAUUAUCUGAUCCGGGUGGACGGGAAGGGGUCUAUCAAAGAGCUCUUUCCAACAGGGAAACAGCUGGAGCCCCUGGUCGCGCCCCUGGCCGACGGCAAAGUGGCCGUCGGCCAAGACGACCUCACCGUGGUGCUCAACGAGGAGGGCACCUGCACGCAGAAAUGCGCCCUGAACUGGACGGACAUCCCCAUCGCCAUGGAGCACCAACCUCCGUACAUCGUGGCCGUGCUGCCCCGCUACGUGGAGAUCCGCACGUUCGAGCCCCGGCUGCUCGUGCAGAGCAUCGAGCUGCAGCGGCCCCGCUUCGUCACCUCCGGAGGCUCAAACAUCGUGUACGUGGCCAGCAAUCACUUCGUGUGGCGGCUUCUCCCCGUCUCCAUCGCCACCCAGAUCCAGCAGCUGCUGCAGGACAAGCAGUUCGAACUGGCCCUGCAGCUGGCGGAAAUGAAGGAUGACUCGGACAGCGAGAAGCUGCAGCAGAUCCACCACAUCAAGAACCUCUUCGCCUUCAACCUGUUCUGCCAGAAGCGCUUCGAUGAGUCCAUGCAGGUGUUCGCCAAGCUCGGCACAGAUCCCACCCACGUCAUGGGGCUGUAUCCCGAUCUCCUCCCCACCGACUACCGCAAGCAGCUGCAGUAUCCCAAUCCGCUGCCGGCGCUCUCCGGGGCGGAGCUGGAGAAGGCUCACCUGGCCCUGAUCGACUAUCUGACCCAGAAGAGGACUCACCUGGUGAAGAAGCUGAACGAUUCGGAUCAGCAGUCCAGCACCUCCCCGCUCAUGGAGGGCACGCCCACCAUCAAGUCCAAGAAGAAGCUGCUGCAGAUCAUCGACACCACCCUCCUCAAGUGCUACCUGCACACGAACGUCGCCCUGGUGGCCCCCUUGCUGCGCCUGGAGAACAAUCACUGCCACAUCGAGGAGAGCGAGCACGUCCUGAAGAAGGCCCACAAGUACAGCGAGCUGAUCAUCCUGUACGAGAAGAAGGGGCUGCACGAGAAAGCUCUUCAGGUGCUGGUGGACCAGUCUAAGAAGGCCAACUCCCCGCUGAAGGGCCACGAGAGAACCGUGCAGUACCUGCAGCAUCUAGGCACCGACAACCUCCACCUGGUGUUCUCCUACUCUGUGUGGGUGCUCCGAGAUUUCCCGGAAGACGGGCUGAAGAUAUUCACCGAAGACCUCCCGGAGGUAGAGGCCCUGCCUCGCGACUCGGUGCUCGGCUUCCUGGAGGAAAACUUCAAGGGCCUGGCCAUCCCGUACCUGGAGCACAUCAUCCACGUCUGGGAAGAGACGGGAGCCGACUUCCACAACCGCCUGGUCCAGCUGUACUGUGAGAAGGUGCAGGGGCUGAUGAAGGAAUACCUCCGCUCCCUCUCCGCAGACACGGCUCCGGUCCCCGCGGGGGACGAAGGAGGGGAGCUGGGAGAGUCCCGCCAAAAACUCCUCGCUUUCCUGGAGAUCUCCAGCUGCUACGAUCCCGGCCGGCUCAUCUGCGACUUCCCGUUUGACGGCCUCCUGGAGGAGCGGGCUCUCCUCCUGGGGCGCAUGGGGAAGCACGAACCCGCCCUCUUCAUCUACGUCCACAUCCUGGGCGACACAAAGAUGGCCGAAAGGUACUGCCAGAAACACUAUGACCAGAACCAAGAUGGCAGCAGAGACGUGUACCUGUCCUUGCUCCGGAUGUACCUGUCACCGCCCAGCGUCCACUGCCUGGGGCCCAUCAAGCUGGACCUGCUGGAGCCUCAGGCCAACCCUCAGGCCGCCCUGCAAGUCCUGGAGUUGUACCACGGCCAACUGGACACCACCAAGGCCAUCGACCUCCUCCCGGCCAACACGCAGAUUGGCGAGAUCCGCGUCUUCCUGGAGAAGGUCCUGGAGGAAAACGCCCAGAAGAAGCGGUUCAAUCAAGUGCUGAAGAACCUCCUCCACGCGGAGUUCCUGAGGGUGCAGGAGGAGCGGAUCUUACAUCAGCAGGUGAAGUGCAUCAUCACGGAGGAGAAAGUGUGCAUGGUGUGCAAGAAGAAGAUUGGGAACAGCGCUUUCGCCAGGUACCCCAACGGCGUCGUGGUGCACUACUUCUGCUCCAAAGAGGUCAACGCGGCCGACACCUGAGCGCGAGGAGCCGAGGGUUCGGUCGGUGGUCAGCAAAGCCCGCGGCUCACGGAGGACCGGGAGGGCCGUGGGCGUCUCCGCAGGAAGGGUCUCCUCUGGACUCCCCCGUCCCCCACCCCCUUUUCUCCUUGAGCCAGCCCCCCGACCUCUCCGGACUAACCGGACCCUCCACCCGGCCGGGCCGAGGGACAGCGGAAGCAAAGCCGGCCGUGGCGGGCCGGACCUUCCGACCCUCCCGGUCGGGAAGUGUGUUAGGAGCGCUGGCUGCGGGGGAAAAGGGGGUGUCCUUUUAGGCUACGGGGGGCAAGGGGGUGUCCUCUUAGGCCACUGCGUGUCUUCUCCCCGCCUCAGCGGGGUGCUUGGCCGAAGCUCAGGCCCAGCACUGGACAGAGAGACCGUUUGGACAAGGUGCAGAAUUUCCCCGGCAGCAGAAACGGCCCCAUCCUUCCCCUCUCUCUCCCUUCUCCAAGCUGCCUGCGUCGCUCCUCCUCAGGCCCUCCAAGGACAUCAGGAAGUAUUGGUUUUGGCACAAGAUUUUGCUCGUCCUGUCAGGGAAUUCCCCCAGAACCGGCAUCCCUAGUGAGAACUUCCGGGGCACCUGUGGGCGCGGGAGGGAGAGCUGUGGAUUUUGUUGGGUGUGGAUCAGAACGUCAACAGACUCAAUCCACCCGCCCUUGGCAUUGUACAAUCACCGCCCCCGAGGCUGGGCACGUCACUGGCAUCGUCCAUCCAUCCCCCGGACCAGCAAGGAGUCAGCGAGCUCAGGAGGACCAGCCCGGGCUGUGACCUGUGGCUUCCCUCGUGGCCCCCUGGGCGCUUUCGGUCAGUCACGUCCAAGCCGGGGUCGGAGCUGGAGUUAGCGGCCGUUCCCUGCCUGACCGCGGGCAGGCUGGGGCUGGAGGGGCCGGGAAGCUGGUAUCUGGUGGGCAGGGGUGGCACCUCGACUAGAGGUGUGGUCUAAACGUAGGGACUUAUGCUUUUGAGCCAGGGAGGGCAGAUGGGGGAUAGUCACCCGAGCUCCAGUGUCCGUGCUGAGGAGGGGCAGAGGGCCCUGAGCUUCCUCAUGUGGGUUCUGCCUGCCUGGGUGGGGGGCAUCUACAUAACCACAAUUGGCUGGGGUCAGGAGUCUGCGUGGGAAACACAGAGGAACUGUGCUGGGUCUCCCAGGGUGGGCAGCUCGGCCCAGUUGCAUUGACCACCCCCAUCUCCCUCCCCGUCCUCGGCUUCAGGGCGGUUCGUCCUGGUACGGGACUCGUGACCCGCCCGUUGCGCCCACCCUGCCACCGUCCAUCACCUGGAUUCUGCCAGCGGGGACGUGGGCUCGUUUGAAAGCAAUAGAAUAAAAGUCACACGCACCAAGGCCUGUGCUUCCUCUUAGGGACUCUGCAUCCCCUUCCGCUCCCUGAAACUCCAUCCUUCCCUGGCACAGUGCCGGCACACGCCCUGCCCGGCCUCCUGGAUGGGCACCUCACUUUGGCAUCGCUCCACACCGGGCUUCAAGACCCCUGCACCUUUGGGAAGGAAAAACUGGGACAGGUUGGUCUGUCAGAAUCACCGUGCUCUAGCAACUAAGCCACUAUACAGCACAGUUCGAUGUGUCUCAAAGUUGUACCUCCCAAGCGCUUAGUACAGUGCUCUGCACACAGUAAGCGCUCAAUAAAUACGAUUGAAUGAAUGAAUCAGCGACCCCAAGGUCAAACUUGAUUCUGCUCCCUCCUGGGUGGGGAGGCGCCUCUCCCAACCCCCAAACCGGUCUCUUCCAUCCCCCUGUUUUUAGUUCCGCUCCCUUCCCGUUCCCACCGUUAACCUUGUGGGCCGCAUCGGCAGAGAUAAGAUUGGGCCGUGAUCCAAUCCGGAAAAGUGACUUUUGGGGUGGAGUGUUAUAGUCCGGUAAAUAGUGCACGUUAAACUGGGGCCUGCUGGGAGAGUGCCAGCGGUAGUUACUGCCGCUUGCCCUCCCACCCAAAUUCUAAAGAACAAAGUAGCAUUUUCCCGACCUUUCAUCCCUCCCUUAUCCCUUAUCCUGCU
Molecule: messenger RNA, 4742 nt
Organism: Tachyglossus aculeatus (Australian echidna)
Lineage: Eukaryota; Metazoa; Chordata; Mammalia; Monotremata; Tachyglossidae
Gene: VPS39
Product: VPS39 subunit of HOPS complex
Exons: 25
Coding region: 87-2714 (875 amino acids)
Biological process (GO): intracellular protein transport; autophagy; endosomal vesicle fusion
Cellular component (GO): cytoplasm; membrane
Molecular function (GO): protein binding
Source: RefSeq, a predicted model, not a curated record